Eurypyga helias (sunbittern) is the source of this 793-nucleotide messenger RNA. It is a transcript of the gene TSPAN13, whose product is annotated as tetraspanin 13. Lineage: Eukaryota; Metazoa; Chordata; Aves; Eurypygiformes; Eurypygidae. The annotation marks the transcript as partial. The transcript has 4 exons. The record is from RefSeq and is a predicted model, not a curated record.
UACAUGAUUAUUCUUUUGCUAGUCUUUAUUUUCCAGUUUUCUGUCUCCUGUGCCUGUUUGGCACUAAACAAGGAACAGCAGAGUCAACUUCUUGAGGUGGGAUGGAAUAACACUAACAGCGCAAGAACAGAUAUUGAGAGAAAUCUGAAUUGUUGUGGAUUCAGAGUUUUUGAUCCAAAUGAAGUCUGCUUCUCUGAUUGUUUUAGACAUCACCAGUGUCAGCCAUGUGCACCUAUACUGGAAGAAUAUUCUGGAAUGGUGCUGAGAUUUGUUGGAGGCAUAGGACUCUUCUUCAGUUUCACAGAGAUUCUGGGAGUCUGGCUGACGUACAGAUACAGGAACCAAAAGGAUCCCCGUGCAAAUCCUAGUGCAUUUCUUUGAUAAGUUUAUUAAGGACUGAAUCUUCUCUCUGCACCCUCUACUUCAAAAUACUGAUUCUCCAUAGUUUGGUAUUUCUCCAUUGUAGGGGUUCUAUGUGUACCCAAAAUAAAACUUUAUUUCCAUAAGAAAUUGGCAGUUUUCAUAUUAAUUUCCCAGUAUUUAUCUUUAAGACUGUAUCUUGAAGUAGACUGGUGCAUUUAGUAGCUGGGCAGAGUCAAACUGCUGCUCUGAGAUGGUUAAGUAACGCUGUUAAGACUUUGGUAAUUGAUGUGGUGAACUCUAUACAGUCAGUUUUACUGCACUACUGGCUUCUCUGGUGUCCAAAAAACCCAAAGUAUUUUCUGCUGUAUUCAUUGAUUAUUCAAAGAUUCACAUGGUUUCUCAUUCAAAUGAUAAAAUUACGUGGUGUGUG